This is a messenger RNA of Oryctolagus cuniculus (rabbit), 1524 nucleotides long. NCBI's taxonomy places the organism in Eukaryota, Metazoa, Chordata, Mammalia, Lagomorpha, Leporidae. The record is from RefSeq and is a predicted model, not a curated record.
AAGCGAUGGGAGGAAACCACUUAGCGAGAUGGCUGUGAAGGCAUAAAGCCCUGUGACGUCGCCCCCACGUGGUGCAAUGGGGAAAGCUGACAAUCGCCAUAGGAGGGGCGAGCAGCCGCAGCUAGGCCCCACACCACGAAGACCUGUGCUCAGGAGAAGGAGCACUAUGAAACUGUACACCAUGCUGCUCCUACAGACAUCCUAAGACAGCUAUGUCAUCCUGGUCUUAGAACAUCUGCCAUAAAGGGCACAGUACUUUUUGAUUGAGUUUAAACAGAUAUUACAUCCUGCUAUGAGAACCAACACAAUGGCUUUAUUCCCAGUGGUGUUGUUUCUGGUUACUGUGCUGCUUCCAUCUUUACCCACUGAAGGAAAGGAUCCAGCUUUUACUGCUUUGUUAACCACCCAAACACAAGUGCAAAAGGAGAUUGUAAACAAACACAAUGAGCUAAGGAAAGCAGUCUCUCCCUCUGCCAGCAACAUGCUGAAGAUGGAAUGGAGCAGAGACGCAACAGUAAAUGCUCAAAAGUGGGCAAAUAAGUGCACUUUAGAGCACAGUGACCCAGAGGACCGAAAAACCAGUACAAAAUGUGGUGAGAAUCUCUACAUGUCUAGUGACCCUACUUCCUGGUCAGAUGCAAUCCAAAACUGGUUUGAUGAGAGCCAGUAUUUUACCUAUGGUGUAGGACCCAAGAGUCCCCAUGCAAUUGUUGGACAUUAUACUCAGCUUGUUUGGUACUCAUCUUACCGUGUUGGAUGUGGAAUUGCCUUCUGUCCUAAUCAAGAUAACCUCAGAUAUUACUACGUUUGCCAAUAUUGCCCUGCAGGGAAUAAUGUGAAUAGAAAGAAUACUCCUUACCAACAAGGAAUACCUUGUGCCAGUUGCCCUGGUCACUGUGAGAACGGCCUUUGUACCAAUAGCUGCGAGUUUGAAGAUCUCCUUAGUAACUGUGGCUCCUUGAAGAAUACAGCUGGCUGUGAACAUGAAUUACUCAAGGAGAAAUGCAAAGCUACUUGCUUAUGUGAAGACAAAAUUUUCUAAAAUGGCUUGUGUGUCUUCUGCAGAACAAUGUGGAGAAGGGUUGCAUUACUUACUUGACACCGGCCAGGGGAAAUUGUAGCUAUGUUAGUUAUGAAUUUGAUACCCAACAGCUUUGCAUCUUUUUUCUCCUCAAUCUUCACAGAAAUCUCUUAUCAUACGAUGAUUUUCCAUAGCAUUCUAGUCCAUGAUGACCUCUGGACUUUGAUAGAAAUUUUGCACUUUAAAUGUAAUGAAUUGAGUCAAACUGAAGAUGUUGAAAGUUAUAUAACAAUAGGACUUAUACCACCACCACAUGGAUUAAAAUGGAGAAUUUCGUGUCCAGAAACACACUAAAGGAGAAAAGACUGUAACAUCCUUGCAUUCCUACUACAUGAUUUCCACCUGUCUAAAGAAUGAACUUAAAGCUUGGCAUCUACAUUUUUCCUAUGGCAUUUGUUAAAAAUCAGCUUUUAGAAUAAAAAACUAAUCUGAGCAACCACAAA